AUGGCCGCGCGCACGGAGGGAGUCCCAUCACACAGGUGGCAGUCCACCCCUUUCGGGACUUGCUGCUCUCCGCUGCGGCUGAUCGGCAGCUCCGGCUCUGGGAUUUGCGCAUGGGCCGGCUGCAAGAUACGAUCUUGGGACAUGAUCGACCGAUCCACUCCUGCGCUUGGGAUGACCAGGGUGAACACUUCGCCAGCUGCGACAGCGAGCUGGUCUUCUACUGGUCGCUCCCGCUGCCGCCGAAGGCGGCCGAGACGGCAGAGGUCUCUCCAGAAGUGGCCGAGAUGCCUCCAGAAGUGGCGGAGGUGGAAGAGGAUGGGAGGCACGAAGGGGUUGAGAGAAGCUUGGAGUAUCCAGCUAUAUCCGGAGCACUGGAUUAGCUAG
Messenger RNA from Durusdinium trenchii, 384 nucleotides. The record is from the annotation of a GenBank genome assembly. Lineage: Eukaryota; Dinophyceae; Suessiales; Symbiodiniaceae.